CUCCGACAAAACGUGUAUGCAUACAAAUAAUUAUUUACAAAAUUGGAUAGUGAAGUCAACAAUAAUUCGAAAUGUUCGAUAUUUGAAAUUGAUGUAUCGAAAGUAACAAUCGAUACAACCCACGCAAAGUUGCUGUCUCGCAGCCAUCACCGAAAUUGUAGCUUUCCUUUAAAGCAUCGGAAGUUGGAUGUACAUACAAUGUCGGAACAUGACGAUACUUUAUUGGACGAGGAUCUUGGAGAUGAUGAAUAUGAUCUAGGCAAUGAUGAAGAAGAAGCUCUUUUAGCAGAUGACUAUGAACCGGAGAGGCAGAAUAGCUAUAAGGGAGAAGAGGAGACAGAUGAUGUACUGGACUUAGGAGUUACCGACGGACUCGACGACUUAGAUGGCGAAGAUGAAAAUAUAGAAUUUAGUAGAAGCAAAACCGAUAGACGCGAUGAUAAUGAUUUUUACGAGGACGAAGAUCAGCUACAGGUUCAAUCAAAAUAUUAUGAGCAAGAUGAAAUUAACGAAUACAAAAGCGAACAAGCGCGUCAACACGAUGAACAUUCUACGGUGGAUAGCGUUAAUGUUUCAAGUAACAUUGGAAAGGGGGAUUUGCGAGAGAAGUUGCAAAAGAAUGCAAAAAUCUAUGCUGGAAAUGGACAAGGUUUGGAAGACGAUGAAUGCGAAGAAGCCAAGGAAAGACGGAAUAGAUUUCAAAAUGAAAGAACCAUAGUUUCUCCAAAAAUGAACAGUAACAUACCAGAAACUUUAGAAAACGUGGUAACAUCCGAACGUUCGUUCAGAGGCCGAGGAAGAGGUCGAAGCACAAGAGGAAGUCGGGGUGGAAGAUUUAACACACAGAAUUCCGGAAAUUUUAAUCUAAGGUUUAAUAAUGCACGUAGCACAAACUUUGAUGGUCAGCCAGCAGUAUGCAGACCUCCACUGUUUGAAACGAGACCGCCAUUUCUUCUUGGAGUAGCGAACAACAUGCAGAAUCAACAGAUUAUUUAUCAGCAACCAAAUUCUCAAGUACAAUCUUUCCAACACUAUUCUACGAAUGGUCCACUUCCUCCAGGUCCAGCACACUUUGUAGACAACAGACCACAAUUGAAUCCUAAUCAAUUUCAAGGUCAAGUAGGUCCUAGAGUAGUCGGGCCGAGGUUAGAUUAUGGACCUCGUGGUGGUUUGGCAGGAUCGCUGCAAGGGCCAGGACCAUCUUAUAAUCAUCCUUCUAAUCAACCACCAUACGUCCAAAUUCAACCAGGACCGUUUCAAAACUCGAGCGUGCUUAUACAAGAUAAUCAACCGCGACUGAUGCAAAAUAAUCAAGGUUCCUUGUUGCAAGGAAAUGCUGGAGGAUCGCUUCUUGGAAAUCUUAAUUCAGUGGUACCUGGUACAUCGGCACCAUUGUUACAAGGUGGAAAUCAGCCAUUACCGAUGCAAGGAUUCCCACGACAAACUUCUACCCAAGGACCACCACCACUUAUCAAUCAUCAAAACGUGCAAAUAUCAAAUCAAUCAUCGUUUGAAAAUAGAGCGCCAUUUCAAGAACCUACGUUUGAAAAUCGAUCCGUUUACGAUUCAAGACCCGGCUAUUCUGAUCAAGUACCUACUAGCCAAUUUAAUACUAAUACGUUACCUGUACCUCAACAGUCCGCUUCCAAUGUACCCAAUGUACCUUUACCUCCAGGGCACAAGAUUUUAAUCAAUCCUCAUUUUCGAGGAUCUGUUCAGUCAACAAACGAUGCAAGACUCAUAUGGGAUUCCACCCAACAACAACAACAAUCGUCUUUGUCGUCUCAAAUUCCUGGUAGUCAAUUUCCGCAAUCCGUUAUCCCUUAUCAGAAUCAAAGUUCGUAUAAUCAGACUCAACAAGGAUCAUCGCAGUAUCAACAAAAUUAUCAACAAAAUAAGAACGAUGACCCAUAUGCGUACUUUUCGGAUGUGUGGCAAGAAAACAAACCUCAAAAAAGUCAGAAUGCAGUUUCGAAUAAACAGUAUCCUACAGACAGUAAUUAUUCACGGGAAAAUAACUAUGAAUACAGCCCAAAGUAUAAAUCAGAUCAGUGGGAUCAAAAAAACAAUUAUCAGGAUGACCACAGAGGAGUUCAUCAAAAUUAUCGUGAUCGAGAUAUGUUAUCCAAAACCAGGAACGAUCAUGUUUCUAGAAGUAGAGCUCCUUCGUCAAAUACAUAUCGUGAUAAUUACGACCAAAAUCAUGUACAAAAAUCAAAUAACAGAUCUGCAAAUACACCGAUAAGAUCUAGAGUGCCACAGAAAAGAACUUCGGACUCGAUAGAUAGACCUUUGCGAGAUCUGAGUCCAAAGCGAAUAAAACCUAGCAAUAGAAAUCUCCAGGAAGUCCGAACAGUAGAAACAUUGAAUACUGUGGACAGUGAAAAAAAAGACGAAGAAAAUGAUCCGGAAAUGCAAGAAUAUAGGAAAAAGAUGGAAGAACAAAAGCGGCUUAGAGAAAAGAUUUUGCGCGAAAAAGAAAAUAGGCGAAAAAUGGCUGCAAUGGAAAAACAAAAUGAAGAAGCGAAAAACGAAAGCAGUACAUCUGGUGAAAGUAUGCAAGAUAUGAAACCUAUGUCAGUACUUAUGGGAGUUGCAAAAGAUACUUCUGUAAAUAAAGGACAAAGCAAUAUUGGUAGAGGACGUGGUCGUUCAAUGAAUACACAACCUACAGAGGCUAUGGAGAAACCAUCAUGCAUACGAAUUGUUAGAACAAUACAGACUGUACAGUCCAAUGAUUCUGCAGAUUCUGCAAAGGAUGGUAAUACUGGACAUGUGAUUAAUCAAGUCAGUGAACAUGUAAAAGUUUUAAAUUCUCAGCCUGGAGCUAGAAGAAUUGUAAUUCAAAAACCAUUAUCAAAUACACAAAAAGUUGCUACCAGCAUACAAAAAACAGUAUCAAAUUUACAAAAAGGACAACAAAUAAUACAAAAUAAAGUAAUGAAUACUACGCAGUGUACAACUCAAAAAGUUGGACAGAAUCAGACUGAUGUAUUGAAAAAAUUGAUAAAUACAGGACAAAGAAUUGGUGGUAAUCCGCAAAGAAUUGUUAAGCAAAAAUCGUCAGGAAAUCUGCAGAAAAAUAUAAUCAAUGUGCAAGAAGUAACUAACGCACAAAAAGUUUUUGUUAAUACACAGAACAAUCAAAGAGUUGUCCUUCAGAAAGCAUCAAUUCAGCAAAAGAAAAUACCAGAAAUAAAGACAAAUAUCGUGAGAGUAGAAAAUUUAGCAGCAAGUACGUCUGAAGCACAAAUUAGACGCAUGUGUCAAAGCAUCGGGACAAUUGAGAGCAUACAAAUGGGCGAGCGUAGCGCAACGAUUGUGUUUAAGACGCAGUCCGCUGCGAUGGUGUUUCACAAAAAAUACCAACGUAAAAUGCUAGACCUAUCGCUGAUAACGGUUCGUCUUGUACCGCAAUCGAGCGGAACUAAGUCCACAACUGCAAUUGUAAAAGUUUCUUAAAAAAAAAAAUACCAAAUACAUCUACUCUAAUGUACCACCACAAAAGGAUAAUCAUAUAUAUAUAUA
Messenger RNA from Megachile rotundata (alfalfa leafcutting bee), 3528 nucleotides. Its product is annotated as putative ATP-dependent RNA helicase Dbp80. Gene Ontology annotation, molecular function: RNA helicase activity; ATP binding; RNA binding. The record is from RefSeq and is a predicted model, not a curated record. Lineage: Eukaryota; Metazoa; Arthropoda; Insecta; Hymenoptera; Megachilidae.